GCAGCCGAACGCAAGGCUCAGGCUGAGAUAGCAGAGGCCCUUUCGAACGGGGCAGGUGAGGCGCCACCGAGGCGAUCGCAGUCGGAAAGCGCCCUGCAGAAGCCGAAGACCCUCGACGCAAAGGACACGUACGCGCCCAUCAAGGAGAACAUGAAGCCUUUCGUGGAGAAACAAGGCAAGCCACGCAUCAGAGCUAUGGAGGCCGGAGAGCGAUUGCACUUCUUCAAUACCCUUCACAACAAGUACCACAUGAAGGCUGGUGGCAAGAACCUGGAGUGGAAUGUUUCCAAGCAGACCCACCGAAGUACCAAGAAUGAGCUGAACUGGAUCUUGUCCAACUACUUCCGCACUGACUCGCAUGCUGUCCUAAAGGGAGCAGGGCACGACUGA
This is a messenger RNA of Symbiodinium sp. CCMP2592, 390 nucleotides long. Lineage: Eukaryota; Dinophyceae; Suessiales; Symbiodiniaceae. The record is from the annotation of a GenBank genome assembly.